UUAAACUGUUUAUCAGCUGAUCUGCUUUAAUGUUUAUCUGUGUUCAGUAUGAGACGUUUACACUAACUAAAGGUUAACAUGUGACGUUAGCGUGAAGUGAAGGAGCCUGUCUGUUUUAACUGCUUUAUAAUAAAGUUAUAUUUAUAUUUAACACAGUAAGAUGUGAUGACGUGUCAGCUGUGUUUUACUCUGGUAUCUGUUUUUAUUUAAUGUGUUUUAAUCACAGUUAAUACACUCGGAGUGUUUAUUAUAUUAUUAUUGUUUUAUUAUUAAAAACAAACCGUCACAGUUAGCAGCUAGCAGGCUAACGGCUGACUGUUAAAACUGACCGGAAGUGAUGUCAGCCUGGUGAUGCGUGUGGGGGGCGGGGCCUGCGUGCGUCUGAUGUAAACAGCUAGCAUGUCCGCGAGCCUCAGACCCAGCUGAUAUCUACCGGAGCCGGUGCCGGUCUGACUGCCAACCAAUCACAGCCCAGAGCCGAGCUGACCACUUCCUGUCAUAUGAGGAGGAGUCUUUAAGUGUUUCGGUAUUUUAUUUUGAAGGGAUGACGGGAGAGGUGAGGCUGUGCUUCCUGUUGUCCGGCAGGUAGACAGCUGAUCAGCUGAUCAUGGCGGAGUCCGGCUCGCCGCUGACCAUCGAGCCCCCCCCGCCCCUCCCCACGGAGACCGUAUCUAAGGAACUCAUGGUUACCACGACGACGGACAGGUCAGAGGUCACAGCCGUCGUCCAGAAAGAAGAAGCUCCGCCCCCGCCUCAAGCCCCGCCCCCGUCCACCACAGAAGAAGAGUCUCUGUCUGAGGGGGGAGCAAGACCAGGUCUGGAUGUGGACCUGGAGGAGAGCUCCUCGGUGACGGCCGGCGGCUCAGACGACCAGCGAGCGUCUACGGACUCGGCCUCCUUCUCCAUCCCCAGCCUGGAGCUGUCAGACGGGCCGACGGCAGCAGGAAACUCCCUGGACGUGGAGGACGGCCUGUCCUCGUCCUACUCUGCUCUGGGAGUGGAAAGCUGCUCCCCGUCCACAGACGCCCCCCAUCUGAAGGACGAGGACCAGGGACACGCUGGGGGCGCUGCAGCUGCUCCUCCUGCAGCUGCUCCUGCUGCUCCUGCUCCUCCUGCUGCUCCUCCUGCUGCUCCUGCUCCUCCUGCUGCUCCUCCUGCUGCUGCUCCUCCUGCUGCCUCCUCCUCCUCCACGGUAGCAGCAGCAGCAGCGGCAGCCCCGGAGGCCGGUCCGUCCAUGCCAGCGUAUUACCUGGUGAAGUGGAUCACCUGGAAGGAGAAGAAGACGCCCAUCAUCACUCAGAGUGAGAACGGACCCUGCCCCCUGCUGGCCAUCAUGAACACACUGUUCCUACGCUGGAAGGCUAAACUUCCUGCUCAGACUGAGGUCGUCACCACUGAAGACCUGAUGGCUCACCUGGGAGAGUGUGUGUUAUCUGUUACACCCCGAGAGAAGACUGACGGCAUGGAGCUGAACUUUCAACAGAACAUGAGUGAUGUGAUGGCCGUCCUCCCGAAGCUCUCCACCGGUCUGGACGUUAACGUUCGUUUUACCGGCGUUUCGGACUUUGAGUACACGCCUGAAUGCAUCGUGUUCGACCUGCUGGACAUCCCACUGUACCACGGCUGGCUGCUAGACCCUCAGAGUCCAGAGAUGGUGGCUUCUGUGGGGAAACUGAGCUACAACCAGCUGGUGGAGAAAAUCAUCGACUACAAACACUCAGCUGACAGCAGCCGAGUCAGUGAAGGUCUGGUGGCCGAGCAGUUCUUGGAAUCGACGGCGACGCAGCUGUCGUAUCACGGUCUGUGUGAACUGAACACGACGGCUAAAGAAGGAGAAAUCUCUGUGUUCUUCAGAAACAACCACUUCAGUACCAUGAUCAAACACAAGGGUCACCUGUACCUGCUGGUGACGGAUCAGGGCUUCCUGCAGGAGGAGGGUCUGGUCUGGGAGUCUCUCCACAACGUCGAGGGAGACGGAAACUUCUGUGACUCAGAGUUUAGGUUGUGUCACCCCCCUCAGAGAGCCCCCCCCCCUCCAGCCAGCGUACAGGACCAGCAGAGGCAGAUCGACCAGGACUACCUGGUGGCCGUGUCCCUGCAGCAGCAGCAGGGCGGGGCCCCGGGGCCCCUCAGUGACCUGGAGCUGGCCCGGCAGCUCCAGCAGGAGGAAUACCAGCAGCAGCAGCAGCAGCAACAGCAGCAGCAGCAGCAGCAGCAGCUGCAGGGCUCACAGCAGCCGCAGCAGCAGGGCUCACAGCAGGCAACACAGCAGGUCAGGGGUCAAGGGUCACAGCAGGGCGGAGCCAGGAGAAGAGACAAGGACUCAGACUGUGUCCUCUUAUAGACUCUUCAUCAUCAUCAUCAUCAUCCUCCUUAUCAUCUGUCACACACACACACACACUCACACACACACACACACACACACACACACACACACACACACACACAGAUGAAAGUCAGACAGUUUGACCAGAACAGGAAGUCGAGUCUCCUCAGAUGAGGAUGUGGUUUGUUGUACAAUGUGUGUGUAACAUAGUGGAGGAAGUACACACAUACACAGACACACACACACAUAAACCCAUACAUACACACAUAUACACACACAUACACAGACACACACACACAUACAUACACACAUAUACACACACAUACAUACACACAUAUACACACACAUACAUAUACAUAUACACACACACACACACACACACACACACACACACACACACACACAGCUGAUGCCAAACCCCAGUGCUUUGUUCAGACAGUUUCAGGUUUUUGGGAAGUUUGUAAAGAACUUUAUGAGUCUGAUGACACACACGUUCACUUCCUGUCGCCCUUUAUAAGACUUUUAUUAUCGGUUAACUGAAGCUGCUUCUCACUUUAUAGCUUUAUUAAAACUUAAUUCACUGAAACUUAAGUCUCAGCUUCAAUUUACAGUGAAAAAUAUUUAAAAUGAUUUAAAACCUUUUUCUAGUCUGAAGAAAAGUUGAACAUAUAAAACUUAAACUGCAGAUUCAGCAGCUGUUUAUUACUAUUAUUAAUAUUUUAGUGUUAUAAUGUCUUCAGAGUUACAGGUUAUAAUGUUUUCAUCUUUCACUUUAUAAUAAAACAUCAGCAGAAGCCAGAAA
Molecule: messenger RNA, 3128 nt
Organism: Scomber scombrus (Atlantic mackerel)
Lineage: Eukaryota; Metazoa; Chordata; Actinopteri; Scombriformes; Scombridae
Gene: mindy1
Product: MINDY lysine 48 deubiquitinase 1
Exons: 13
Coding region: 608-2344 (578 amino acids)
Biological process (GO): protein K48-linked deubiquitination
Cellular component (GO): cell periphery; cytosol
Molecular function (GO): cysteine-type deubiquitinase activity; cysteine-type carboxypeptidase activity; K48-linked deubiquitinase activity
Source: RefSeq, a predicted model, not a curated record